UCAGAUCCGUUUGCAUUGAAGAGGAACGUGGCUCGCAGUCUGAACAGUCAGAUGGUGUUCGAGUACAUCCAGGAGCGUUUCCGCACGGCCUACAAGUAUUUCGCCUGUCCUCAGAGCAGGAACGGAGCGAACGCCAGGCACAGCUUACUGAGGAAGAAACCCAGACGCUCUCGCACGGCCCAAUCCAGCAGCCUGGACCGAAAGAAGAGCGGCGAGGAGGACACAGACAGCAGUGAAGAUGAGGACGAGAGGGAUAUGGAGGAAGAGGAGAGCCUCAGAGCAAGGUUCAAUGAGCUCCUAGCGAGCGAUGCUGGGACGGACACCAGAUCUGAGUCUGUUUCCCAGGAACCGUCCGCAGCGGAGUCUCCUUCUGCCCUGAACGGCCUGCUGAUGGACAGCGAGGAGGAGAAAGAUCAAGAGAUGGAGAAACAGGACAGUAUUGCUCCAGAAGACAUGCACUACAUCUUUGACAGGAUGAUCUUCACCGGAGGAAAGCCGCCAACAGUCGUUUGCAGCAUCUGUAAGAGAGACGGCCACCUUAAAGACGAUUGUCCUGAAGACUUCAAGAAGGUCGAGCUGAAACCCCUGCCGCCCAUGAGCGAGCACUUCAGAGAAAUCCUGGACGGACUCUGCCUGCUGUGCUACCGUGAGCUGGCGCCGUCUCUUAUCGAGCAGCAGAAGAGGGAGCAGAUUCUUGGCAGUCUGGAGCGCUUCAUCAGAAAAGAGUACAACGAUAAGGCCCAGCUCUGUCUGUUUGGCUCUUCUAAGAACGGCUUUGGCUUUCGUGACAGUGACCUGGACAUCUGUAUGACACUGGAGGGCCACGACACCGCUGAGAAGCUGAACUGUAAGGAGAUCAUCGAGGGUUUAGCCAAGGUGCUGAAGAAACACACAGGUUUAAGGAAUAUUUUGCCUAUCACAACUGCUAAAGUGCCUAUAGUGAAGUUUGAACACAGGCAGAGCGGACUGGAGGGAGACAUCAGCCUCUACAACACACUGGCCCAACACAACACCCGGAUGCUGGCCACAUAUGCUGCUAUAGACCCUCGUGUGCAGUAUCUGGGCUACACUAUGAAAGUAUUUGCCAAGCGCUGUGACAUUGGCGACGCCUCCAGAGGAAGUCUCUCCUCUUAUGCUUACAUCCUCAUGGUGCUGUAUUUCCUACAACAGAGACAACCACCAGUCAUCCCUGUGUUACAAGAGAUAUUCGAUGGGAACACUGCUCCUCAGAGGAUGGUGGAUGGCUGGAACGCUUUCUUCUUCAAUGAUCUUAAUGAGCUGCGGCGGCGUCUGCCAGAGCUCCAUCAGAAUAAGGAGACGGUCGGUGAGCUGUGGCUCGGCCUGCUGCGCUUCUACACAGAGGAGUUUGAUUUUAAAGAACACGUCAUCUCCAUCCGCCAGCGCAAACGGCUCACCACCUUUGAAAAACAGUGGACGUCCAAAUGCAUCGCAAUCGAAGAUCCCUUUGACUUGAAUCACAAUCUUGGGGCUGGUGUUUCUCGCAAAAUGACUAACUUCAUCAUGAAGGCCUUCAUCAACGGCAGGAAGCUGUUUGGCACCCCGUUUUACCCUCAUCCAGGAACCGAGGCCGAUUACUUCUUUGACUCCAAGGUGCUGACGGAUGGAGAACUGGCUCCUAAUGACCGCUGCUGUCGGAUCUGCGGGAAGAUCGGCCACUAUAUGAAGGACUGCCCAAAGAGGCGCAGAAUGAAGAAAAAGGAGAACGAGCGUGAGGAGGAUGUCAGGGAGGAGGACAGGGAGCCCAGAGAGAGACGAUGCUUUCAAUGUGGUGAUAUGGGUCAUGUGAGGAGAGACUGUCCCGAUUACAAACCCCUCCGUCAGAGAGCAGUGCCAGGACCAGUGCCUCACAUGGUCCGGGCCAUGGCGAGCUCUCAGUCCAUCCCCAUCCCUCAAGGUGCUUCAGUCCAGGAUCGGGUCGCACGGACCAGGCAGCCCUCUGAAUGUUCUGAUACGCGUCAGACUCCUCCGUACUCUCCUCAGCAGUCUCCCUACAGCCAGGCAUCCGUCUCUCCACAGAACAGCAAGCCUUCUUUAGCAUCCUCUACCUCCAAUCCUUCCCAUCCGCAGCCGCAGCUUCCCCAGGUUCAGCUCCCCAUCUUCAACUUCCCUCAUUCCCACCCAGGCCAGUAUCACACCGGGCUCUCUGCGCUGGGUCUCCUGCCUGCCCACCCCCAGCAGCCACCCAUCACCUCGGCCUCCUGGCCCAUCCACGGCCCUCUCAUCCAGGGCUCCGGGGUCUCCACCGCCUCCGGCCACCCGUCCACUCCGUGCCUGAGGUUCGCAGUCCGAGGCGGUGGAGGCGGGAAUGGAGGCGGGCCAGCAGUGAGCCCUGCCCACAUGAACCUGAACGACCCCAGCAUCAUCUUUGCUCAGCCGUCGACGGGAACGGAAAGGGGGCACCCCUGGCACAAUCAGCAUCUCAAUCCGGGGCCACUGGUGGGGAACGGCACAGUAAACAAGACAGAUCCUAAUUUCCCGUCUCAGUUUGGCGGUGUGAGUCAGGGCUCUCGGUCCUGGGAUCACAGCAGUGCUGCUCCGUAUUCGCUGUCUCCAUCCUUCAUGCCCUACCGUCUGCCACCCUACCUCCAGCAGCCCAACAAGCCCUUCAUCUCACAAGGGUCUGUGGUGGCAAAUCAACAUUACCCGCUGAUUCAACACAAUCGGCACGGCAAUCUCAACUACAUUCAACAGAAGAAAUGAAGAAAGACACUUCACUUUGUAAACCAAUGCCCAAGGUCCUUAUAGAAAAAAAAGAGACUAACUUUGCAUCAUUUGGAAAUUUUUUAAAUGAAUUUUAUCAUUUUUGUACAGUUUAUAUGUUUUAUUUUCCUUUUAUUUCUCUGUGCAUCAUCACAUUGAUUUGUGAUACAAAAUGUCAAAUAUUUUAAUACCCCUAUUUUUGGAGGGGUCCGAAAAAAGUGUUUUUAUUUUAUGUGUAAAAUAAGGAUUUAAAAUGUAUUCACUUUAUUUUUAUUAGCUGUAUUCCUAUUUUGCUUGCAUAAGGACAAAGGCUUUAGAUAGUAAAAUCAAACAUAACAACCCAAUAAGACAAUUAUGUAGUGCCAAAAACUAUAGCAAACCAAGAAAACAGACAAAAAAAAGAGCAGAAAAAAAUUAAGAAAAGACCAAAAAAAUAAAGAAAAAGCAAACCAA
Messenger RNA from Carassius auratus (goldfish), 3174 nucleotides. RefSeq names its product terminal uridylyltransferase 4-like. The transcript is spliced from 19 exons. Lineage: Eukaryota; Metazoa; Chordata; Actinopteri; Cypriniformes; Cyprinidae. The annotation marks the transcript as partial. The record is from RefSeq and is a predicted model, not a curated record. Gene Ontology annotation, molecular function: zinc ion binding; RNA uridylyltransferase activity; nucleic acid binding.